This is a messenger RNA of Lactuca saligna, 441 nucleotides long. The record is from the annotation of a GenBank genome assembly. Lineage: Eukaryota; Viridiplantae; Streptophyta; Magnoliopsida; Asterales; Asteraceae.
AUGAAAGCUGAAGAGGUUAGAAUAGGCAAGUCAAGUGUUGCGUCACGCAGCACACGCGCAGAGGACUGGAAGAUUUCUAUAUCCGCCGCCUCUAUCUCCGUAUACAGGAUUGCUUUGGAUGACCAACAUCAAGCCCUCCUGAUGCUUGGUUUAAUGUGGUGGAGCGUGUUUCUAAUGACAAUAACAAGACACUCAAGUGAGUGGCUGGAUUCACAUUCUCAGUUUCCAGCGUACUACAAAAAUGAAUACUGCACACCUCGUGUAACUGAGACUUUGAAGAGAUACUCUCGUGUGGAAGGAGGAACUACAACAUUGCAUAUUGAAUUGGAGGAUGUUGUGGUUGACUUUGUUGGAAAACCAGCUGCUAUGGUUACUGGCAUGGGAUAUAUCACUAACUCUGCUAUCCUUCAUGUAUUGGUUAGACAUGGAGGUGAUAAGUGA